AAUUCUUCCAAUAUAAAUCAAGUCCAUAUAUUCAUGCAAAAGAAUCUUAAAAAUUGAACGAUCUGAAAUUGCUCGUUGUCGAUAUCGAUACGUCUUUUUCUAUUUGACGGUGCUAAUCUUGAAGUUAAUUUCAGAUCAUCCAUUUAAUAUGAUAUGUUCGUAGACGUCUUUUCGUCAAUUUUUAUUUUUUCAUCAUCAUUGUUCGCAAAUGGCUGUUGUUACAACAAUUAAACGAAAAACGUUUUAUUGACAUUUCCCGAUCUAAACGUACGGAAUUAUAAAUGUCAGACAGCAUGGAUAAAACUGAAGUGUUAACGUCCAAACAAAUGGAAGAGGAAGAGGAAGAAAUGAAACGGGAACUUAUAGAUAUGAAACUGUAUGAGACAUGGUAUACUUACAAGGAUAUGAAGCAAAUUUUAGGGUUUAUUAAUGAAUCUAAGGAUAUGGCAAAUAUGGUUAAUGACGAGAAAGAUGUACAGAAGGAAUCAAUGCAAUCUUCUGGUGAAUGUACCUCAGAGAUAAUGCUCAAGGCAGAUUUAGAACAAGAGCUGGAGAUACAAGAACACAAUGAUGCUUCUCAAUCGAACUUGUAUAAACCUAAUCAUACAUCGCCAAUACAUGAGAGAAUGUCUGAUCAUGACUGUGGCAAUUCUGAUCUUGCCACUGCUAUCGCUGACUCGAGAAACUCUAUGUACAGAGGGAAAACUUUUGAUAGCGAGGAUAUGUUUAUUAAAUUACAAGAUAAUUCGAAUAUGAGAGAUAGUUACUCUCAUAGCACAAAUAGAUAUAUUUCUUUAAAAUCAAAAAACUCUUUACAAGAUUCAGAUGUUAUAAAUAGUGCAGAAACGAAAAUGGACACAUACUCUGAAUGUGAUCAAAAAUUGGAUCAAUGGCAAAUUAAUCCACUUGAUUCAUGUGUUAGUGAAAAUGAUGUGCCUUUGCAAGAGCCCAAUCGACCGGUAAUUCAAGAUCGUAUGCCAUUUAGAUUAUGCAAAGAUGCACAAACACCUCAGAUGCUUGAGAAGCUACUGCCUAUGUUAAAUGUUUAUUUGAAACAAACAGCAGAAUUGUGGCAUAGUUGGCACCGUACUACUGAUACUAAGUUUCAAUGGGGGUCACCCAUUCAGGUGGGUCUUGCUAAAGAUAAUUUGGAUAAAAAAUUAUUAAAAAAUAUUAAGACUGAACAGAAUCAAAUGGAAUGUACAAACAAACAUAACAAUGAACGACCUAAUAAACGUAAAUCAACUCUGAUUCUUUCUUCUUUUUCUGAUAUAAUAUAUUCUAGCAGCGAUGAAGAUGAAAGUAUUAUUAAAAAAAAGAAAAUUCAAUCUUAUGAAGAUACAAACAGGGUGUUACGUUCACAUAAAGCAGUAUGUACUGCUAAAUGCAGUGAAAAAAAUAGAAAUCAAGACAAUGAUAGCAAUCCCUCAGCAGACAAUUUGAAAAUUGAAAAUUUUGAAGCUGAAUUUAAAACAAAAUCUAUAGAAAGUUCUCCAUCUGAAUCAAUUUCCUUGUGUCCAAAAAAAGUACCUCAGAAUGUUAGAAGAAAUAUUAUUAAAAGAAGAGAAUGCGUCAUUAAUGUGUCUCCCAAUAGUCCAUUAGCACAUAGUAGCAGUGAAAAACAAAGUGCCAUAAAUUUAAUAUCCAAAGAUAAAAGUAAUAUUCUCACUGAUGAAGAAAUCCUCAUAGAAUUAGAAAAAGAUAAUGCUAAUGACAAUAUUAAAACAAUGUUUGAGAAUACUGAAACUAAACCGCUACUGAAGAAAGGUCUUUCGAGUAGAAUAAACGAUGCAUAUAUAUCUUUGGAAAAACUUCAGUUUGAGAAACGAAAGAUAGAUGAAAUUAAAAAAGAAGAAGCUGAAAAAAAGGAAACUGAAGAAAAAAAAAAGAGAGAGGAAUUUUACAAAAAACAACUAGAAGAAAGGCAAAGGAGAGAAAAACGAAGAGAAGAAGAAGAAAAACACAGAGAAGGAAAAAACAGAAGAUGGAAUACUAUAAUAGAUAUGAGAUAUCAGAAAAAAAUUAACAGAGAUGAAGACCAAUUACAGGGUUUAAGUAGACAAAAUAAAUAUAAAACAUCAACAGAAGAUAACGUGUUGCUUGAGGAUGAUAGUAUUUCUGUAACUAGAGACGUGGAAAUAACAGAGAAUAAUGUAAAUUGUCCCAUUUGUAAUAAAUCUUUCCCAAGUGAUAAAAUAGAAGCACAUGCCGCUGGAUGCGAACAGUAUACAUCCGAUAACGAAUAUGAAAAUGAUUUGUAUUUAGUAGAAAAUAAAUCAUCUCCAAUAAGCAUUAACAAUACUGAAAUACUUGAAUGCGGUGUUUGUUCAAAAUAUAAAACUACUAAUGGAAUACAUUAUGAAGAGCAUGUUAAUAGUUGCUUACAAAAACAACACGAAGAAGAAUCAUCAAAUGGUAAAAUUACAACCAAUAAACAUGAACAAGAAAUCACGUUUUCUGCAACUGUGCCAGGAGGUAUUUAUACGGAUUUGAACAAGGCACAUAUUAUACCAAAUAAUUUAAAUGAGAAUAAUGAUGUAAUUAAUCGAUGGGUUGGUAAUCAAUCAGUUAUUUACACUAAAAGAUUUUAUGUAAAUGAUACACUAUUAAAUGCACCUAAAGUAGUAUUAAUUUUCCAUGGUGUGGAUACGUUUGCUACAAUUCUUUUAAAUGGACAUGAAGUUGGAGAAACAUCAAAUAUGUUUCUAAGAUACAUAUUUGAUGUGACAAAAUACUUAGAAAAAGAAGAGAAUUUAUUGGAAAUUUUUUUUUCUUCACCUGUUAAAAUAGCUGAAAUCUUAUACAAUAAACAAGCAUUAAAAUAUGUUAUUCCUCCAAUAUGUAAUCCAGAUAGUUACAACGGAGAAUGUCAUGUAAAUUAUAUAAGAAAAAUGCAAGCAAGUUUUGCUUGGGAUUGGGGUCCAGCUUUUCCAUCAAUGGGUAUCUGGAAAAGUGUAGAAAUAAUUCCUAUAAAUGAAAUCUACAUUAUGGAUGUUACAACAGAUAUUCAUAAGAAGGAAAACUUUUGGAAUAUUAUAAUCACAAUAUUUCUUGAAGUGACUUCACAAAGGAACAUAACUUGUCAUAUCUCAUCUGUUCUUAAUAUUAAUGAUCAAUUAAAUAUUCAUAAUUCUAGCAAUGUUAAUUUACAUACAAAUGACAAAGAUACAAAAUGUACUAUACUUCUAAAAGUACCUACAAAUCUUGUAAAUGAAUGGUGGCCUAAUGGUUAUGGCAAUCAAACUCUUUAUUCAUUAACUGUAACUGCAGCUACUUCUGCUGAUGUUAAGCAAAAAAUUAUACAUGUUGGUUUUAGAACGGUGAAACUCAUACAAAAGCCUCUCAAAGUAGGAUUAAGUUUUUAUUUUCAAGUAAAUAACGUUCCAAUAUUUGCAAAGGGUAGUAAUUUCAUUCCAGCUAGUAUUUUUCCUGAGUUGACUGCUAAGACAGAUACAAUUAAACACUUACUAAGAUCUGUCAAAGAAGCAAACAUGAAUAUGCUUAGAGUAUGGGGAGGUGGACUUUAUGAAUCUGAACUAUUUUAUAAUAUAGCUGAUGAAUAUGGAAUCAUGAUUUGGCAAGAUUUCAUGUUUGCAUGUGGAAUGUACCCUACUACAGGAGAAUUUCUUGAAUCAAUCAAAAAAGAGGUAAUACAAAAUGUACAAAGAUUAAAAAAUCAUCCUAGUAUUGUUCUUUGGGCUGGAAAUAAUGAAAAUGAAGCAGCAUUAUAUGGAAAUUGGUAUGGAACUGGAACUAAACAAAUAUAUAAAACUGAUUACAUCAAGCUUUAUGUAGACUUAAUUAAGAAGGAAGUAGAACAACUUGACUCUACACGACCUUUUGUAGUAUCUAGUCCUAGUAAUGGCCUAUAUACUGAGAAAUAUAAUUAUAUUGGAAAAGAUCCAUAUUUGAAGACAUUUGGAGAUGUCCAUUACUACAAUUAUUUUAAUAAUGGGUGGGAUAUGCAUCAAUAUCCACGUGUAAGAUUUUCAUCUGAAUAUGGAUUUCAAUCAUUACCGUCAAUUUACACUAUGUUACCAAUUGUAAGCACAAUUACUGAUUUAGACAUACAUAGUGAUUUUUUUAAACAUCGUCAACAUCUACCAUUAGGAACAGAAUAUUUGAUAAAUCUUAUAUCAAAAAAUUUAAAAUUGCCUGAUACUCAAGAUACUCUAAAAAGAUUCGAAGAUUAUAUAUAUUUAAGCCAAAUUAAUCAGGCUGUUUCAGUAAAGAUACAAACGGAGUUUUAUCGACAAUCAAAGUCGGAUUUAAACGAAAUAGGAGAAGGAAUGACAAUGGGUGCUUUAUAUUGGCAAUUAAAUGAUGUUUGGCAAGCUCCGUCUUGGUCUUCUAUAGAUUUUGAUGGACGAUGGAAAAUGCUUCAUUAUUAUGCUGUGGAAUUCUUUGCACCCAUUAUAGUUACAUACUAUAUUCGUAAUAUGCAUCUUUCAAUCCAUAUUGUUUCGGAUAAGACACAUUCAGUGAAAAAUGCUACUUUAGAAGUGAAUCUUUAUGCGCUGAAUAAUAUAAAACCUGUGCAAUCAUAUAUUUAUCCCAAUAUAACUAUUGAAGCAAAUGCAGUAACUACCAUUGAUGAUAACUGGCUCAAACAUUCAUGGAUUUUAACUUCUACAAUACUUAAUGAAUGUCAAUCUAAUAGUACUACUAAAAGCAAUUGUAUUACAACGCUUACCUUAAAAGAUAAAACUGGGAUAACACUGGCACCAAGAAAUUAUAUAUAUCCAAGCAAUGUUUUGAAAAAUAUUGCAUUGCCAAUUGCAAAUGUUUCUAUAAAAAUGAAUGAUAAUCACUUACCUGGAAAAUCUUUUAAUUAUCCAGAUAUUGAAUUUGAAUUAAUAACAGACAACAUAACUCUUUUUGUAUGGCUAGAAGCUGGCAAUAUUUGUGGUCGUUUUUCAGAAAAUGGUUUCCACAUGUUUGAAAAUAAGAAAAGCAUUAUUUUCCUUGCAUGCGAAUUUAUUACACCGGAAGUACUAAGAAAAUCUUUAAAAGUUACUACACUUUCUGGUAUUUAUUAAAUUCUUCUUUCUAAACAAGAUUGUUAUAAUAUUAAAUUUCAUGUUCUUUGUGGAAAAUAUGUCUCACGAUGUAAAUAAAUUUCGAAUCCAAUAAGAAUAACGAGUAUAAUUAGAAUUAUAGUGAUUAUUAAAUAUAUCAAAUUUGACAUUUCGUUUUGUUAACUUAU
Messenger RNA from Frieseomelitta varia, 5206 nucleotides. RefSeq names its product beta-mannosidase (gene beta-Man). Gene Ontology annotation, biological process: glycoprotein catabolic process; carbohydrate metabolic process. The record is from RefSeq and is a predicted model, not a curated record. Gene Ontology annotation, molecular function: beta-mannosidase activity. Lineage: Eukaryota; Metazoa; Arthropoda; Insecta; Hymenoptera; Apidae. The coding region runs from base 282 to 5039 and encodes 1585 amino acids. The transcript has 16 exons.